Molecule: messenger RNA, 3776 nt
Organism: Cygnus atratus (black swan)
Lineage: Eukaryota; Metazoa; Chordata; Aves; Anseriformes; Anatidae
Gene: R3HDM2
Product: R3H domain containing 2
Exons: 26
Coding region: 477-3542 (1021 amino acids)
Molecular function (GO): nucleic acid binding
Source: RefSeq, a predicted model, not a curated record
CCCGGCCCCGGCCCGGCGGCGCAGGGCCCGGCCCGGCCCGCUGGCACAGUGUGAUGUUUGAUGGCAGCUUCACUGGAUAGUAAACCAUUACUUCAGACUCCAGGGAUUGCACAAGUGAGGAUGGAUCUCAACAGGUUGCUUGCAGUGAUGAUGCUUUGCUGGAGACAGCCACCUGGCUUUUGAGGAGCUGGAUUAAGACUCCCAACUCAACUCAUGCCAGUUGUGAAGGAGAAACAUCACUUGGAUAUGGUCCGUUCUCUGAUCUCUACCCCUGCUCAGGAGUGGGGACUGACUGGGGACUGGUGACCUGGAGCAUAGGUAUAAAUGCAAGCAAGUGGUUCAGGGAUGGGGACCUGACAUCAUUCAUCUCUGCAUCACCUGUAGCUUGAGGACCUGCAAGCAGCAGCAGCACCUGAGUUCCUUUUGCUGAAGGCUUGGGCUGUAGGUGCCCACUGCUACGUUGUAGGGCUCUGAAGAUGUCAAAUAGCAACACAACACAGGAGUCUCUGGAAAUAAUGAAGGAGUCCGAAAAAAAAGUGGUCGAGGAAUCUGUGAACAAAACGAAAUGUGUAUCCAGGUCACUGAGCAAGGAGGAGGUGGAGAAGGAUGGGGAGGAGAUCAGCGUGCGUCAGGAAUCUCAGAGGCGGACAUCAAGUCAUGGACAUGCCAGAAAAAGAGCCAAGUCUAAUUCAAAGCUUAAGCUGGUCAGAAGUUUGGCUGUAUGUGAAGAAUCAUCUAGCCCAUUUGUAGAUGGCCUGCUGGAGUCCCAGGACAUCAUUCAGUUGCACGUUAGCUGCCCCUCUGACAAGGAAGAGGAAAAGUCCACGAAAGAUGGGGCUGAGAAAGAAGAAAAAGACAAGAAUAAAGACAAGGCACCAAGGAAGAUGCUGUCUCGAGAUUCCAGCCAGGAAUACACAGACUCCACUGGAAUAGAUUUACAUGAAUUUUUAGUAAAUACACUGAAAAAAAACCCGAGGGAUAGAAUGAUGCUGCUAAAGUUAGAACAGGAGAUUCUGGAAUUUAUUAGUGAUAACAACAAUCAGUUUAAGAAGUUCCCUCAGAUGACCUCGUACCACAGGAUGCUGCUGCACCGGGUAGCUGCCUACUUCGGCAUGGACCAUAACGUUGACCAAACCGGGAAGGCGGUCAUUAUCAACAAGACGAGUAACACACGCAUCCCUGAGCAGAGGUUCUCUGAGCACAUCAAAGAUGAGAAGAAUGCAGAGUUCCCGCAGAGGUUUAUCCUAAAACGAGAUGAUACCAGCAUGGACCGAGAUGAUAAUCAGAUCAGACUCCCCUUGCAGGAUGGGAGAAGGAGCAAAUCUAUAGAAGAGCGAGAGGAAGAGUAUCAGCGGGUCAGGGAGCGGAUAUUUGCACGAGAGACUGGCCAGAAUGGAUAUCUCACUGACAGCAGGGGCAACCGGGACAGUUUGAACCGGGCCUCAGGCAGCCGCCAGAGCAGCACAGAGAGCGAGAUAAAGUCGCUGGAGCCUCGGCCGUGGAGCAGCACAGACUCAGAUGGUUCCAUCCGCAACCUGCGACCGCCUGUCACCAAAGCCAGCAGCUUCAGUGGCAUCUCCAUCCUGACGCGGGGGGACAGCAUCGGGAGUACCAAAGGCAGCACUGCCAGCAGAACAUCCCGGGCAGGUCUGGUACUAGGUGCCCCUGAAGCAUGCAGCCAACCCCCUUCUUCACAGCCCAGCCGUGGCCUCCUUCCCUGCACAUCCCAGCAGUCUCAACCGCCACCACCCCAACAGCCACCACCGCAGCCACAAGGACUACCACCAGCACCCCAGCAGCAGCCAGCCAUGAGUAACCACAUGAUAUCGCAGGCUGACGAACUCAGCAACCCCUUUGGGCAGAUCAGCCUCAGCCGGCAGGGCUCUACAGAAGCACCGGAUCCUUCCUCUGCUAUGUUCCAGUCAUCCCUCAUCUCCCAGCACCCGCAGCAGACUGGGUUCAUCAUGGCGACUCCUGGGCAGCCCAUUCCCACCUCCAACUACUCCGCCUCAGGGCACACGGCCCCCACGCAGCAGGUGCUGCAGCCCCAGGGCUACAUUCAGCCUCCCCAGCAAAUUCAGGUUUCUUACUACCCUCCUGGGCAGUACCCAAACUCCAGCCAGCAAUACCGAUCUCUCAGUCACCCAGUGGCCUACAGCUCCCAGCGCACGCAGCAGCUCCCCCAGCAAACCCAGCAACCUGGUUUACAGCCAAUGAUGUCCAACCAGCAGCAAACGUACCAAGGUGUAAUGGGAGUGCAGCAGGCACAGCCCCCCGGGGGGCUCCUCAACAGCCAGAGGAACAGCAUGGGGGGCCAGAUGCAGAAUAUGAUGGGAGUGCAGCAGGCACAACCUCCGAGCCUCCUCAGCAGCCAGAGGAACAGUAUGGGGAGCCAGAUGCAAGGUCUGAUGGUCCAGUACACUCCACUGCCUUCAUACCAGGUUCCCGUGGCCAACGAGUCCCAGAGUGUGGUCCAGCAGCCCUUCCAGCAGCCAGUGCUCGUACCGGCCAGCCAGUCCGUUCAGGGGGGGCUUCAGACUGGGGGUGUACCCAUCUACUACAGCGUCAUCCCAACUGCCCAGCAGAACGGCACCAGCCCUUCGGUGGGAUUCCUUCAGCCGCCCGGCUCUGAACAGUACCAGAUGCCACAGUCCCCCUCGCCUUGCAACCCCCCACAGAUGCAGCAGCAGUAUUCAGGGGUGUCUCCAUCAGGCCCUGGCGUGGUUGUGAUGCAGUUGAAUGUACCCAAUGGCCCCCAGCCCCCCCAGAACGCCCCUGUGGUGCAGUGGAGCCACUGUAAGUACUACAGCCUGGACCAGCGGGGGCAGAAGCCAGGAGACCUGUACAACCCAGACACCAGUGCUCAGGCCAGCACCCAGCUGAACAGCCCUAUCACGUCGCCCACCCAGUCCCCGACGCCGUCUCCUGUCACCAACCUCAACAGCGUCUGCACGGGGCUGAGCUCCCUCCCGGUCCUCACACAGUUCCCCCGGCCCAUGGGCCCAGCACAAUGUGAUGGGCGUUACUCGUUGCUGGGCCAGCCACUGCAGUAUAAUUUGUCUAUCUGUCCCCCACCGCUGCUCCACAACCAGCCCAACUACAAUACACACCAGGGACAGACUGGAAUGAAACACGGAAACCGGAGCAAGAGACACGCCCUCAAGUCAGCAUCCACUGACCUUGGGACAAGCGAUGUAGUGCUGGGCCGAGUGCUGGAGGUGACGGACCUGCCCGAGGGCAUCACACGGACAGAGGCUGACAAGCUCUUUACCCAGCUUGCGAUGGCUGGUGCCAAAAUCCAGUGGCUCAAAGAGACUCAGGGGCGUCGCGGAGAUGGGGUUGGCGGGGACAGCAACGGGACUCCAGAGAACAGCAGACACACUGACCUUGCUGCCUUAUACACCAUCGUGGCCGUGUUCCCCAGCCCACUGGCUGCCCAGAAUGCCUCCCUCCGCCUCAACAACUCCCUCAGCCGCUUCAAGCUGCGCGUGGCCAAAAAGAACUACGACUUGCGAGUGCUGGAACGUGCCAGCUCACAGUAGGGCUCAUGCAUGGGCACAGAGCACACUGGACAGCGGGCACUUCCCUCUGCCUUCUCUCUUCCUUUCUGCCCUCCCUUCUUCUUGCCCUCCUUCCUGGAUAUAUUUAUAUGGACUUAAGAGACGAGAAAUUGAUUUUUCUUUUUUUGGAGUGACGCCCAUGCCCACCCACCUUACCCUGUGUAUAUUGUUUUGUUAAGCACUGUGUUGAACUGCACAUACAGGUGUUGAUUGGUA